AUGUCAUCAGUUUCCGCGCACUUUAAAUUUUUGAAACCACCACCCAGAGGUGCCGUGAACCUAACCAUUGAGCCAUGCGCUGGAGUCAACGAAGUCAAUACAACCUCUAAAUCGGAUUUCCCUAUUCGUGAUUCACGCUGUAACUGUUUUUAUAAUAAUUCAAUAGAGGGGGGCCAAGCCACCGUUAGUUUUGGCGACGGUAAUGGCAAGCUUAAUUACUUUUUCGCUAAAACAUCUAAUGAUACAUUUAUGCCAGUAUCUGAUUCUCCUGUCAUCGUCGAAAUGAAGGAUGAUGAAAAAGUAAGAUUCAAUGCCACCACCACUCUCGACCUCA
This is a messenger RNA of Ambispora gerdemannii, 334 nucleotides long. Lineage: Eukaryota; Fungi; Glomeromycota; Glomeromycetes; Archaeosporales; Ambisporaceae. The record is from the annotation of a GenBank genome assembly.